CUUUGCCAUUCACAGUGUUAAUGUUGUUAGUUCCUUGCCGGUCGUGAAACGCGCUAAUUUUAUGUUGUUUUUGCUAAUAAUUUUAACAUUUAUGACCAGAGCGUAUUGCUAGAAUGAUUGCUCAUGGCACUGCCGUAUUUAAUAUGCAUCCAACUCGUUUUAAUAUAAUUGCGUUUGUUCGGUAAGCAGCACGCGCCCUGCCAUAGAAAGUAAACGUUUGCCGCUCACAGAAAAACACGUGAAACCAAAAACAACAAAACUGAAUACGACCAUGCCUGAGAAUUUGGGAUUUGAGGAGUUCGAUUUUCUGUUAAACACACCGCAAGAACUGUCGCGAAAUGAAAUCAACAGUAGCUUUCCCAUCAAUGGAAAAAAAGCGAAAAAGCGCCUACGAGUCGCCGACCUGAUUGCUAACAACGAUGAGCUGGUGCGCCAGGUGAAGGAGCUGCAGGAACAACAGCAGCAGCUUUGUGGCAUGCAGCGAACCGCGAGCGAGGUAACCGAACUAUACCAGCGGGAGAAACAGCAACGCAUCGAGCUCGAGCGCCGUGCACUUGAGCACAGCGAGCGCUGCGUCGAUCUGGAGAAGCAGUUGGAUGUUCAGAAGUUAAACUGUGAGCACUUGCAGGAAGAGCUAAAGACCAAGUGGCUGCCAGUUGAUGCCAAAGAAAUGAUCAUUAUUUUCAUGCAGUUGACACAGCGCAUUGUCGGCGAUCCUCACGCCAGCGGUCUAACCCGCGCCGAGCAUAAUGUGUUGCGAAAGCUGAAGGACUACUGCAAGUCAGCGAAUAUUUCUAUACCCUCACCAAAGAGCCCCACGAAAAAGCGAUCAAAGGGGGUAGCAGCUGCAACGCAAGCCACACAAACGCAGCCGCUGCCGGACUUACCAACGCCGCCUGCACCCACCAAGCCAGAAAUGUGCUCGAUAGCCAUACAAAGUGAGAGUUUCGUGACCACUCGGGAUCAGGGCAUACAGCACAAAAACACAACAACAACGCGCGGAACGACGACGGCCUCGUUCAUCCAAAUGCAUGAUGUGGGCACGUGCUUUCCAGAGCCUAAGCCCGCCCUGAAUGCUCAUCAAAUAUUGGAUAAGGUUCUCUCCUGGACAAUAACACCGCUCAGCCCCAUCGUGGAUCAAACACCGGCAGCCGAAACGUUGACCACAAACAGUGUGGGCACCUGCACUGAUCUGUGCAAUGUGCAGCGCGAGAUUGACUUUCUGCCACAGCUGCCAGCACAACUGAAGCGCUCUGACUCCCGGCCCCCGUCGCGUGCCAUGUACGACAGCGUCAAGGAUGAGCUAGCGAUGCCUGCGGAUGCGGCUGCGCUUGAUGGCAAUAGCCACCACAUGGCCAAGGAGCUGCUUAGCUUUCUGCCGCAUAAUCAAAGCGUUCUCGCUAAAAUGCCGCCCCAAGUCUUUGAGGAGGUCUGGCAAGUGAUGGGCCAAAUGGUGCUCGUUGCCCUGCAGAGUCGCUCCGCGAGCUCCAUUAGCCAAGCAGAUUUUCGCAGCUGGUUUGAUACGCUAUACGAAACCCAUCAGGCGCAGAAUGUGGCAUGUAGCAGCAAAGGCAGCCACAGGGGUAAGCCCUUAACAUUGAAUUCACUUGGAGACCAACUGAACAACUUGAUUGCAGAACCCCCCGAUUUUCUGGCAGAGGCCGAGCAGCGAGCGCCGCUUGAUGUUUGCAUCGAUUCCAUAAUAGAGCCGCCACCGGAAAUUGGCGUAGACCUGACGCCGAUACGUCUGCCGAUCAAGCCUCAGUUCCGGGCAAGGCCGAAGCGCAAAACCAAGCCAAAGAGGCAAAACCGACGCGCUACACCAUACCCACGACCAAAUCCGCAACCGCAGCCGGAGGCAAUUGCAAAGCCCAUUUCACCCACAGAAACUGCGGUAGACUUCCUAAGCAAUUUAAAUGCUUUCCAUAACAUCAACUGUGAUAAUCUGCACAUUCAAUUGAAUGCAGAGGAGCGUCAAUGGCUGCGAUUGCCAGCUGUAACAGCAAACAAUCAGCAGACGCCGGACACACCUGUUGUUUUUGAGGAGUUUGCCUCACAAAGCCCUGCAGCACAGUCGCCCGAUAGACUGGACAGGCAACUGGCUGCAGAGGAGCAUCAGUCGUCACAAAAUUACAGUGCAGAAGGGGAUAAUCCACAGUCGCCAGUCACAAAUGUCGAUUGUGAGCAGGCUGCGCUCGGAGAUCAAAGCAGCAAAGCGCAAUUGUGGUCCUUAUUCGGCAGUGAUUCGGAUUCGGAAGAUGGAGAAGCACACCAAAAUAAAGCUGAACAAGCAUGUCAGCAGGGGAAAGCAGCGAGUGAAGCAUCAAACGAUUUUUUUACGCACGGCAUAGACUCCAAAAAUCUAGUCGUCGAUAUAGUACUACCAAAAGCUGCAGAGGGAUUGCCGACGGCGUUAACCAAUCAAACAGCAAGCGACCCCGGCACAUGUGAAUCACAGUCGGCACAAAGCGAAAAAGUAAGCUCCUCUAUCAGCUGCGAGUCACAGCCACAGACAACAAGCGAAGAAGCAGCGGAUUCUGAUGUGGUCAGCGUCGAUAAACGUUCAGUCCUCAAUGAGAAGCCUUGCAACGACUACAAACACCACGAGGAAGAUAUAAAACUGGCAAUUGUAAAGCAGCCGCCUGCUGGCAAACGCAUGCGAAAAACAAGCGAACGUAGCGAAUCCGAGUCGCAGCCGUCAUCAAAUGAAAAAUUAAACGAUUCGAAUACGGAUAGCAUGGACAGUAUCUUGGCUACCAAUGAUGGUAUUCACAGCGUAAAUGUAAUAAUUCCAAAUGCCGCAAGGAGUCUCACUGUACCACGGCCAGCUGGUAUUAGCAGGCGAAAAGUCGACAAGCGCAGCACAUCCGAGUCAAGUGAAGCCACUGACUCCGAUACGGGCAGCACGAAUAGCAACUUAAUCAUCAAUGAUGCGGAUCUUCGCAGCAACUCCGAUGACCACAAUAAAGUAGAUAAGUUUAUAGAGACGUUGCCUUUUAGCGAAUCCAUGCAAAAAGGAAACUCUUGUAUCAGUUCCGAGUCUAGGCCAGCCACAAGUGAAGAAGAUGGUGACAUUCAAUUCAACUCCGAUUACCACAAUGAUCAAAUAAAACUGCCAAAUGUAGAGCAGUCGCAUAUGCGGAUGCGCGUUGUCAAACGAAGUCGAAAAUCAAGCAAGGGCAGCACAUCCGAGUUUCCAUCGGCGUCAAGUGAAGAAGCAAACGAUUCGGAUACAGACAGCAUGGACAGGCCUUUAGUCAUUAAUGAUGGUUAUCUGUCCAGGGGAUCGGAUCCCCACGAUGAAGAUAUUGAGCUUCCUAAUGAUAUAGAUAAGCUGACUGCGACAACGCCUCCUGAAGAAACAACCGACUCGGAUGCGGACAGCACGAACAUGCGUUUAGAUAUCAAUUAUAAUGAUCUGCACAGCGAUUCCGAUCAACACAAUGAAGAAAUGAAACUUGAAAAUGCUCUUGAGCAGCUGCCUGUGAGCAUGCCUGCUGGCAAACGCAAGCGGAACUCAAGCACGCGCAGCACAUCCGAGUCGCAGCCGGUUGAGAAGCGUCUUACGCGACUCCAAGCCAAGCAGCUGUUGCUUGAAGCAGAUAACCAGGAAUCGAUCAAAGUCACAAGUGAAACGCAGCCCAGCUGCAUAGAUGCUUAUUCGCCCAUGUCGCCGGUUGGCUGCGAGCAGAUUGACAGCGAGCCCAUCGAAAUUCCGCUAGAGACGCCCGGCGGGGAGCACAGCGCGAGUGUGCCAAAGGCGUUGCUAUGUUUCCUGGUGAACGCUGUCAAAGCCAAUGCCAAACAGCGUGGACAUCGCAAGCAGAAGCCAAACAAGAAACAAAUGGAGCAACUACAACCAAAAAUUGUGGAUUACUUAAAGCACUCGGGGCAGCUGGAUUGGAGCUCCGUUCAGCUGGCAACAGCCGAUUCCCAUGUGCUUAUCAACGUGCUGAUAACGGCAUAUGGAGAACUGCAGCUGGAAGCUGCUGAUGGCAGCGCCCUGGAGCGUCUGCUGACUGUGAUUAGGCAGUUGGAUUGCCAGAGCUGCACGUUUAUCGAGCGAUUUAUGAACACGUUGGAGCAGCGUUUAUUUAGCCUGAAGGAGCGACUCACAGAGCAGGUGGCAAUCAAAUUUGUGAAACUCUAUUUGCAGUUGAUUGGACUGCAGGCAAGCCUAGCGAGUCCCGUCGAGAGUUAUGUUAAUCCCGCGCGCCUAUUGCUAGCCAAAAUACUCUACCAUUAUAGCAAGCAGAUGACGCAACUGGUACUGGAGGUGCUAUGCCAUUUUCCCACCGUGCUGCCGCAUCGAGAGGAACGAGAUUAUGAUCAUGCGGAUCCAUUGAUUACGGUCAUCAAGCAUCUGCUGAUGAGCCAUCAGUACAAUGUCACUGAUCCGCAUGGCACCGAUCGGGCGCUAAUCUCCAAGCUACGCUUUGAAUAUCACUUUCAGCCCUUUGAGCCCACCAAGCAGCAGGUGAUCGAGAAUCUGGUGGAGAAAAUAAAAGCUGGCCGCGCCCAUCAGCUUAGCUACGCCUUUGCGCUGUUUUGCAGGCGAAGCGCUUAUCUGAAUGUAAGCAAUGUGCUGGCGGAACAUCUGCUGCCGUUGGCCAACAGCUACUGUGAUCUAUGCGUCCAAAGCGAGGAGUACGAUGCGCGGCUGGAAUGCUUGCUGCAGUGCAUCUCAAUGAUUGUCAAACAGCUGCCGCUGGAUGGCAAAUCUGAUAUCGCUGGCUACAUAACGCUCUUCAAGCGAAUACUCGUAGCGGUGCCGCGACCCCUUGUCCAGCAAGCAGCCGUCCAAGCCAUAUUGCGCACACAGCGCUUCGGCUACGGAUUUGCUCUGGACGCCCUGCAGGGCUAUAGGCCGAGCUAUCAGUUAACAUCUCUGACACGUGCCAUGCUGCGCAGCUUUGCUGAACGCCGGCAGCAGUAUCUGCUGUAUCAGUAGUGAGGAUGGUUUCCGAAUUUCGAGUUGGUAAAUUCUAAAAUGAACAUCGAAUUAGCAAGGAAUACACACAUUAAAUGUAGAAAUGAUUGCACGUUAAAUGGAAAAAGCGUGGAGUUGGUGUUAAAUGAGCAGCACAGAAAUUUUAGCAUAGUUGUCAAAUGUACAAAAUA
Molecule: messenger RNA, 5121 nt
Organism: Drosophila montana
Lineage: Eukaryota; Metazoa; Arthropoda; Insecta; Diptera; Drosophilidae
Gene: Ice1
Product: Interacts with the C terminus of ELL 1
Exons: 2
Coding region: 272-4951 (1559 amino acids)
Source: RefSeq, a predicted model, not a curated record